UCAAUCAGCGUUUCAUGUUGUUGUUGUUGUUCAGCGUCUGAAGACGGAAUCAUCACAAACGUCAACAUGGGCAAGAAGAGUAAAGUACUAGAACCCGAAAAUGGUGACGCCAGCAUUGUCGAAGGCGAAGUUUCGUACACCGACAAGCUGAAAUUCGUCAACAAAAUCGCGAAGCCGAUGGCGAGCAAAAAACUGACCAAGAAACUGCUGAAACUCGCAAAAAAAGCUUCAAAAGACAAGAAAGCCAACAUGGUGUUUGGACUGAAAGCAGUUCAGAGAGGCCUCAGGAAAGACGAGAGAGGAAUCGUGAUUUUGGCUGGAGAUGUGAAUCCAAUCGACAUCAUGUGCCACAUUCCUGGAGUGUGCGAGCAAAAGGGUCUGCCCUAUGUUUACGUUCCCUCUCGACAGGACCUUGGACAGAGCAUUGGAACCCUGAGGUCAAUUUUGCUGAUGCUGAUCAAGCCAAAACCAGACUACAAGGAACUGUAUGACGAGUGCCAAGAAACGAUAACGACCAUGCCAGAGCCGAUUUGGAUAGAAGACGGACUCAAGAUCAAACAGGAAAUCAAAGAGGAGCCUGAAUAAACACGGUACUGGCCUUGAAAAUUAUA
Cloeon dipterum is the source of this 611-nucleotide messenger RNA. It is a transcript of the gene NHP2, whose product is annotated as NHP2 ribonucleoprotein. Gene Ontology annotation, cellular component: box H/ACA snoRNP complex; cytosolic large ribosomal subunit; nucleolus. Gene Ontology annotation, biological process: snRNA pseudouridine synthesis; maturation of LSU-rRNA; rRNA pseudouridine synthesis. Gene Ontology annotation, molecular function: box H/ACA snoRNA binding. The coding region runs from base 67 to 585 and encodes 172 amino acids. The transcript is spliced from 4 exons. The record is from RefSeq and is a predicted model, not a curated record. Lineage: Eukaryota; Metazoa; Arthropoda; Insecta; Ephemeroptera; Baetidae.